Messenger RNA from Arctia plantaginis, 1152 nucleotides. The record is from the annotation of a GenBank genome assembly. Lineage: Eukaryota; Metazoa; Arthropoda; Insecta; Lepidoptera; Erebidae.
AUGAAUCAUGAAGCUCCUCGUUUUCGGUCUUAUUUUGGCCAGACGCCAACUCCUGAGACUGCAUCCACGACAAAAGAACCGAUCAUCGUAGGAUCCACAGUCAGCACUCCCAUUCUAGUAGACGACAACGGCCGAAGCUGCCAAUGCGUUCCUUACUAUUUGUGUGGUGACAACAACAUCGGAGGUGACGAAAAUAAUGAAGAAGAAGACGGAGAAUACAAAGAAGUGGAUGUCAGAUUCGGCGAAGAGGAUGAGAGGCUCUGUAAAUACUCCGUGGAGGUCUGCUGCACGGUGUCUACGGAACCCGUCAAGCCUAAACCCACAGAGCCAGUUAAGAAACCCAUAAUAAAGGGUUGUGGCUAUAGGAAUCCCAACGGCGUUGGAAUUACUUUUACGCACGCAGCCACCCAAUUCGGAGAGUUCCCCUGGGUGGUGGCUCUGCUGGACUCCAAGACCUUCGUCUACAUUGGUGUUGGAGUGUUGAUCAAUCCUGAAGUGGUGAUGACCGCGGCACACAUAAUUUCUGAAUACGGUCCAUUUUCAUUGAAGAUAAGGGCUGGAGAGUGGGACACACAGACUGAACUGGAAAAGUACGAGUUUCAAGAGAGAUUAGUCAAGGAGUUAUAUAUACAUAACAAAUUCAACAAAAGAUUCCUCCUGAACGAUAUUGCUCUCCUGCGUCUGGAAAAGCCGCUGGAACUGUCGAGGCACAUCAACGUCAUCUGCAUGCCGAAGCAAGACGAGGUGUUCGACACCUAUAAGAACUGCAUCGCCAAUGGAUGGGGCAAGGAUACCUUCGGUGUAAAAGGCAAGUUCGCCGUGAUCCUCAAGAAAGUGGAAGUAAACAUGGUCCCGUACAACCGCUGUAGAACUCUGUUGAGGAGGACCAGACUUGGUUCCAACUUCAAACUCCCCAUCAGCAUUUUGUGUGCCGGUGGGGAGGAAGGCAAAGAUACCUGCCAGGGUGAUGGUGGCGCCCCCUUGGUGUGUCCCAUAGGUAACAACCAAUACAAGCUGACUGGUCUCGUCGCUGGUGGGAUUGGGUGCGGCGACAAAGAUGUACCAGCAUUAUACGUCAACGUGCCCAUGUUCAGAGAGUGGGUUGAUAAGAAAAUGGAGGAGUGGGGGUUACUUCUCGACACAAAUACAUAG